AUGAUCUACCACUACCUGGCUCACUCCGGUUAUCGAGCAGCGGCUGAGAUGAUGGCGGAAUGUUAUGAAAGGCGCGACACUAAGAGUUUGGAGAACUACAAACCCAGAAGCGGAGCAGUUCUGCAGAGAGCCACAGUGAAGAAAGGUGGCACUACGCUGCAGCUGAAUAUUCCAGUGAAACCAAAUCCUGAGUUCGAAGACACAAAGAAGAAGUUACGUGAUAGAAUCCAAGAAAUGGCGGAUGAGUCGGCCAAGAAGAAUGAAGAGAUGAUGCAGCGAGAGGAGACCGUAAGCGAGGAAGACGUAGACGAGGAAGAAGAGCAAGAAUCAUCCAAUGACGAGAAAUCCUCGCAGUCGUCGACAAGUACGGCCGAGUCUGAGGUGGAAAUGGUUACAUCGAAUUGGACUAGGCGCUUAUGGGGUCCCAAUGCUCAUCAGCUGUCGACAGAUACUAUCAUAGCCACGGCAUCACCACCGUCUAGGCCGUCUCAGUUACCGCCGUUGGUCAGUGUCCGUCCUAAACCUCAGCUCACUUCCAUACGAUCAAUCGAUUUCGAUAUACCUCAACUCGAAAAAAGCCCGUCGAUCCAGUCGAUUGAAACACCUCGUGCCUCGCCGAGUCCUGUGGCGAAGGAAGAUGUGACCCCGUCGAAGGCAUCUCCCGAGGACUCCAAAGCUUCUCCAAAAGAA
Ostertagia ostertagi is the source of this 690-nucleotide messenger RNA. The record is from the annotation of a GenBank genome assembly. Lineage: Eukaryota; Metazoa; Nematoda; Chromadorea; Rhabditida; Trichostrongylidae.